AUGAAAUAUCGGAAAAAUAUUUUACUCAGGAUACAAUAUUAUACUACAUAUAUUAAUAAUAAUAAUAAUAAUUAUUGUUAUUUUUAUAAUUAUUAUUUUUGUAAAAAUGAUGCAAAAUUCUUCAGUUAUUUAAAUUCAAAAGGAAAAGGGAGGGGAAGAAAAAAUGAUAAAGUGAAAAAUGUACAACUAGCCAAUAUAAAUUAUUAUUCAAGGAAAGAAAAAAAACAAAUUUUACAAAAUAUUUAUGAAAAGAUUAUUUUAAAAAGAAAUAUUGAUAAUGAAAAAAUUCUGGAAUUAUAUUUGAAUGAUAAAGAUGUUCAACAUAUUUUGAAAGAGGAAAAUAUUAAUGAACAUGACAAAAAAAUUAAAAGAAUUGAAGAAAUUGUAAAUAAUGAAGAAAAUUUAAAUAAAAAAUUUAAUCAGUUUUAUGAUUUAUUUUGUUUUGAUUUGAAAAAUGUGAAUGUUGCUAUAGGUGUUAAUAAAAAUUGUAAUAUAAAUGAUAAUAUAAAUGAUAAUAUAAAUCAUAAUAUAUAUAAUAAUAUAUAUAAUAGUAUAUAUGAUAAUAUAAAAAAUGUAGGACAAAAAAAUAACCAUUUGAAUUAUCCUUGUGAUAAGUCCAUUAAUAAUAAAAAUGUUUUUAAAUUAAAUAAUGAAUUAAUAUAUAAUAGUAUGUGUACCAGUUAUGUCAAAAAAUAUGAAUAUAUAAAAAUAAAUUUAAACCUAAUUAAAAAAUUUCUUGUUUUUAUCGAAAAAAAUUUAAUUAAUUAUGAUAACACAAGUUCAUGCUUUAAAUAUUAUUUUUCAUUUAAUCAGUUUAUUAUAUAUUUUUUUAAUUACUCUUUUGAUUUUAUUAAAUACUUUGAUAAGAAUUUGUUGUUAUCAUAUAUAUCUUUAUAUAUAAAAUUAAAUUUGUUUUACUCCCAUCAACUUUUUAUUUAUAUUGAAGAAAAAAUAAAGGAUGACAAGGAUAAUAAAUAUAAGGAUAAAAUAAAUGAGGAUAAAAAUAGACAAGUAGAAGAAACUAUUUAUGAUAUAAACAUAUCUAAUGAAGAAAUUCUGGAUAUAAUAAAAAAUAAUAACAAGAAUAUUAUACAUAUGUUGAAUUUAUUGCUUCAUAAAGAAGUAGGAUAUUAUAAUAUAAUAAAUGUAUUACAUUUGUAUUAUAGUUAUUAUAAGAAGGUAAAAAUAAAUGAAGUAAUUAAAAAUGUGCAUAAUUUGUUUAAUAUUGAUAUAUAUUCAAUAAUAAAAUUAAAAAAACAUAAUAAUAAUAAUAAUAAUAAUAAUGAUAAUAAUAAUGAUAAUAUGGUGUCUGAUCAUAUAACCAAUCUAAAUGAAGAACAAAUUAAUUAUUUAUAUUCAUAUUAUAGUUAUAUGAUAUGUUUAUAUUUCAAUUAUAUGUAUUUACUAAAUAAUAUAAUUAAACAAAACAAUUUUUUUUUACCAUAUUGUGAUGAAAAUAUAAUUUAUUUAUUAAAUUGCAUAGAAUUAUUAUGUGAAAAUAUAUUUGAUAAUAAAACUAUUAUAGAAGAAAAAAUUAAACAAUUAAUAAUGUGUAUAAAUAAUAAGGAUGUGGAAAGGUAUUUAUUAAAAGAUAUAUUAUAUAAUAUAAGAUAUAAUGACUAUUUAGAUAUAGGAAAAAAUAAUAUAAUAGAUAAUAAUUUAAAAUAUGAAAAUUUUGACAUAGAAAAUAAAAAGAAAAUAAAUAUAUCAUAUAAUUCAAUGUAUAAAAAUAAUAAUAAUAGUAUUAAUUAUAAUAAUAGUGAUUAUGAUAAUUAUUAUAGACAUAUUAUAUAUUCUAAUGAUGAUACUAAUAAAUCUUAUUAUUUAUCUCAUAAUAAUAUUAUACAUAAUAAUAUUAUACAUAAUAAUAUGUUUAGAGAUAAAGAUAAAUAUCUUUUAAUUUUAUACACAAAUACACGAAAAAAUAUGAAGUCGCUCUUUCAAAAUAUGACACAUUUUUUUAUUGUACAAAAUUGUGAUGUAAUAUUAAAAUUUUUGAAUAUUAUAUAUACAACAAAAUAUAUGAAUAUAUAUAAUAUAAAUAUAUUAUUUUAUAGCCUAUGUAUAAAUUCUCAUGUUAUGAAAACGUAUCAAAUAAAAAAUGUGCUUUUUUUUUUCUCAUUAUAUAAAAAUUAUUUUAUUUUAAAUAAUGUGGACCUAGGAAAUACAAUAUAUAAUUGGUAUAAUAAACGUUUAAUAUAUUUUAUAAGAAAAAAGAUAGAAGUUUAUUUUGAACAUCAUUCUUUAGAAAACAGUAUAAGAAGUAUAUUUCUUUUAUCUGAUAUAUUAAGUUACAAUAAAAUAAUAAAAAAAAUAUUAAUGAAAAAAUUGGAAUUGUUAAAUAUUCAAAACAUUUCACCUGCACUCUUUUGUCAAAUAUUUUUUUUAUUAAAAAAAUUAAAAUGUGAUGCACGGAAUCAAAUAGGAAGUCAAUUGUUUUUAAAACAUUAUAAGAAAUUCAUACCUUCAUUAACAUAUAUCCAAAUAUUAUAUUUAAUAGAAAAUGUAGAAUAUUUAAUAAAUAGAAGGAAGCGUAAAAUUUUCCUUCUUCUGAUUUUAUAUUGUUUUAAGAAAUUGAAAGAAAAUAAUACUCAUUUGUUAUAUCACGAUUCUAUUUUUAUAAGUAUGAAUUAUAUUUUUAAAUUAAUAAAUAUAAUAAACAAAUUUAAAUUGUAUCAAUAUUGUAAAAGGAAUUAUUUUGUUCCAAUAUAUGAAUAUAUUUUAUCUUUUGAUGAAGUACAACGUGGUAUAAAAAAAGAGAGGUGUCAACUUAAUUUUUGUGGUAAUAAUAAAUAUUUUAAUCAUUUUUAUGAAAAUAAUAAUUACACAUUUGUCAUAAAUAAUAAUGACACAAUAUUGAUAGAUUAUAAUAAGAAUGAUAGAAAUAAAAUAAAUAUAAAAGAACAAAAAGUUGAUGAUACAAAUGGUGGGGGUAUUAAAAAAUGUGAUGAUAAUAAUAAAAUAAAGGAACAUAAUAAUAAUAUUGUAAUAAAAGACAAUAAUAUUUCUUCAUCAAUUAAUUCUUAUGAGAAUUAUACAAAUGAUAGUAACGUUUCUUUUUUUCUUGGUACAUCUAUUAAUUGUUUAUAUAAAUAUAAUAUUAAGUUAGAAUUACUAACAUGUAGUCAAAUAAUAGAUAUGAUUUUUUUUAAUAUUAACACUAAUAUAAAUAUUUUUAUUAUAGGAGAAUUAUAUAGCGAUUUAUUUUAUCGAAUUAUUAGAAAUACUCCUUUUAGAAAAGAUGAAAUAUUACUUAUAUUUAAAAGCAUGUGGAUGUCUAGAGUUUAUCAUGAAAAUUUGUUUAAUUCGUUACUUGAAAUUAUAAAUAAUAAUAAAAGGAUUAUAGAGAACUAUUUAUAUUCUUUAGAUAUUUUAUUAUGUCUUUGUUCUUACAAAAGAGAUAAUAUGAAAACAGAAAUGCAAAAUUAUAAAGAGCUAAUCAUAUCACUUUUUGAUAUAUGUUUUUUAAAUAUAGAUCAUAUUUGUAAAAAUAUAAAAAGACAAAUACAUUUUUAUUACUGUGUUCUUUUUUUGGAAGUAUAUUAUCCUAUAUUAUAUUUAAAAAUUAUUAAAGGGAAGGGGAAUAUUUUGUCUGAUAUUUCAAAUCAAAUUUAUAGUAACAAAAUAAAAGAGAAGGAAGAAAUAUCAACUAUAUUUGAUAAGAAAAAAAAUGAAACAGUUGAAGAAAAGAAAAAAUUAUAUAUGUGUAUGAAUAAUAAAGUGGUUAAUAAAUAUGAUGUGGUAAGAUAUAAUUUGAAAGAUACUAAAAUGGAGAGGAUAAAUAUUGUAGGAAAUAUGAACAAUACAUUUAAUAAUAAUGUAGAACAAAAGGAUAAUAUAAUAAAUGUGGACAAUAUAAAAGAAAAAAAAAACAAAGAAAUUAAAAAAAUUAAAGAUAUCUAUGAAAAAAAUAAAUAUGAUUAUACAUACAAUAUUUAUAAUAAUUUUAGCCAUGAUGGUGUUAUCUAUCCAGUGUGCAUUUUAAAAAAAUUAAAAGAAAUUUUUUUUAUUUAUCAAAAAAAGUAUGCAUAUAAAUAUGAUCUUAUACCAUUUUAUGAAUUAUUAGAUAAAUUAUAUAUAAGAAAAAUAAAAUAUAAUAAUGUUCCAAUAAUAUAUUUAAAAAAUUAUGAAUUAAAUAAUUUGUUUGUUUUAAAUAUUUAUUUCCCCCUCAUCAAGUUUGCUAUACUGUUUGUAAAAGAUCACAAAGAUGACAUCAGAAAUGACAAAAAAAUGAAAAAGGAUAUUAUAAAAUGUAUUCAUAUGAAGAAUAUAGAGAAAGAACAUAUAAGUGAUAAUAAAACAAAUGAUAAUAGUAGUAGUCAUAAUAGUUUGUAUCCAUAUAAUUUUAUUUCAAAUAACUUAUAUUCAAAUGAUAUAGAUAUAUUAAUACAAAGAUUAUAUUUGUAUAAAUAUCAUAAAAUACAUGUUAUGGUAUUAUCAAAAGAAAAUGUUGAUUUGUUUUUUAAAAAAUAUACAAGUGAAAAACAACUGAAGCUAAUAAACGAAUCAAAUAUAGUAUUUCAAAAUGUGUAUAAGCAUAUAAUAAAAAAUAACAAAGAAGACCAUGCAAAAAUGUUAGCUUCCCUCAUGAAGAAACAAUUACAAUUUAUAUUUUCAUUAAAUUCAUGA
Plasmodium adleri (nom. inval.) is the source of this 4629-nucleotide messenger RNA. RefSeq names its product conserved Plasmodium protein, unknown function. The coding region runs from base 1 to 4629 and encodes 1542 amino acids. The record is from RefSeq and is a predicted model, not a curated record. NCBI's taxonomy places the organism in Eukaryota, Apicomplexa, Aconoidasida, Haemosporida, Plasmodiidae. The transcript has a single exon.